Messenger RNA from Mobula hypostoma (lesser devil ray), 1892 nucleotides. RefSeq names its product selenium binding protein 1 (gene selenbp1). Bases 99 to 1520 code for a protein of 473 amino acids. The record is from RefSeq and is a predicted model, not a curated record. Gene Ontology annotation, molecular function: selenium binding. NCBI's taxonomy places the organism in Eukaryota, Metazoa, Chordata, Chondrichthyes, Myliobatiformes, Myliobatidae. The transcript is spliced from 12 exons.
CCUUAAAACAUAGUCGAGUUUCCAGUCUCUUGGUGCCAGUUGCUGUGUCGUUCUGCUCUCUCACUCAACUCAUUGCUGGCCGCCCGUGUUCAGAGAGAAUGGCCGGGAAGUGCGGACAGUGUGGCCCUGGAUUCAGCAGCCCCCUCAACGCCAUGAAGGGGCCACGGGAAGAAAUUGUCUACUUGCCCUGUAUCUACAGGAACACGGCGGUCAACAAACCGGACUACCUUGCCACGGUGGACGUGGAUCCCAAGUCCCCCACGUACUCCCAGGUCAUCCAUCGCUUGCCGAUGCCGAACCUAAAUGACGAGCUGCACCACUCCGGCUGGAACGCCUGCAGCAGUUGCUAUGGGAACCCUUCCAAGAAGCGUGACCGCUUGAUCCUGCCAGCUCUCAUCUCGUCCCGGAUUUACGUGGCGGACGUGGGAACGGAACCCCGAGCACCCAGGUUGCAUAAGACUGUGGAGCCAACGGAUGUGUUCUGGAAGUGCAACUUGGCAAACCCGCACACGUCUCACUGCCUGGCCAGUGGGGAGGUGAUGAUAAGUACAAUUGGUGACCCGUCUGGGAACGCCAAAGGUGGCUUUGUGUUACUGGACGGAGAGACGUUUGAGGUGAAGGGGAACUGGGAACGCGAGGGUGACGCGGCUCCCUUCGGGUAUGACUUCUGGUACCAGCCACGGCACAAUGUCAUGAUCAGCUCAGAAUGGGGCACACCCAAAGCCCUUGCCUACGGAUUUAAAUUGGAAGAUGUUGAAGCCGGACACUACGGGCACAGCCUUCACGUUUGGGACUGGAACAAGCACACGCGCAUACAGACCAUUGAUCUCGGCAAGGACGGGUCCAUUCCCCUGGAAAUCCGCUUCCUCCACGAGCCCAGUGCCGCAGAGGGGCUGGUCGGCUGUGCUCUGAGCAGUUGUGUCUUCCGCUUUUACAAGACAGAGAAAGGAGACUGGGCUGCUGAGAAAGUCAUCACCGUUCCUGGGAAGAAAGUUGAAGGCUGGAUGUUGCCAGAAAUGCCAGGUCUCAUCACCGAUAUCCUCCUCUCCCUUGACGACCGCUUCCUGUACUUCAGUAACUGGCUGCAUGGUGACAUCCGUCAGUACGACAUCACGGACACCAGAAACCCCAGGCUGGUCGGGCAGGUGUUUAUCGGAGGAUGCGUCUUGAAGGACGGACCAGUAAAGGUUCUGGAAGACAAGGAAUUGAAGACUCAGCCUGAGCCACGAGUCGUUAAGGGAACAAGGAUUCGCGGUGGACCUCAAAUGAUUCAGCUGAGCUUGGACGGAAAACGUCUGUAUGUCACCACGUCUCUUUACAGUGGGUGGGACAAACAAUUCUACCCCGAAGUUGUCAAGGGAGGAUCGAUGAUGCUGCAGGUUGACGUGGACACAGUAAAGGGUGGCCUUUCGAUCAACGAGAGCUUCCUGGUGGACUUCGGGAAGGAACCCGACGGGCCGGUUCUUGCCCAUGAAAUCCGAUACCCUGGAGGGGACUGCAGCUCCGAUAUCUGGCUGUAGAUGAACUUUGAGUGAUAUUGAAGGGGGGGGGGAAGAAAAGAUCCUGGGGUGGGGGAGGUAGAGAAUCAUUAAGGGUCUUAGAAGGCUCCUCCGAUACUGUUCUCUGAUUUAAUAUCGCCUGAUAACUAAUCAACUGAAGCAGUUGCUUUGAUGCAAAGGCUAAAUUUUCUUAUCUUCUAAACGUAAGUUCAAAGUUAAAAGCAAAACUUAUUAUCAGAGUGCAUAUGCGUCACUACAUACAACCCGGAGAUUCCUUUUCCUGCAGGCAUACACAGCAAAUCUAUACAACAGUAACUGUAAACGGGAUCAAUGCACAACAAACUGUGCAAAUGCAAAUAUAAAUAAAUAAUGAGCAUGAAAUAACAAAAUAAA